AUGGACGACGGGGAGGAGAGCCUCACCAAGGCGAAGCUGUACGCGAGCAUGUCCGACGACGAUUCGUGGACGGAGAUGGGUGUCGGAGUCGUGUCUGUCGUUCUACGCUCCUCCGCGGCGCUGGAUGGUGGCGACAGCGAUGACGGAGGUGCAGAGGGGGCGGUGGGCCAUCUGGAGAUGAUCGACAUCGACAACCCGGCGGAGCUGCUGAUGAGUACGCCCAUUACCCUCACGGAUGCCUACGUCAUUCAGAGUGAGACCAUCCUGUGGUGGUCCGACCCCCAGCUCGGCCGCAGCAUGGCGUGCAGCUUCAACACAAAGGAGGGCUGCGAAAAGAUAUACGAUGAAAUCGUGGCGUACCAGCAGUCCCGGAAGAGCGCCGUGUCACGCGAAAUGAACGGCGCCGAGGUGGUCGCAGCGCCGUCCAUCUGCGCUCACUGGACGGUGUCUCGCGAAAACCUGCCGGCCAUCCUUUCCGCCGUCACGGCCAACGCCCAGCGCUUCGGCAUGUAUGUGCGGGGCUGCGACACGUACUUUAAGGAGCUUGCGGAGCUUUUCCAGGCGUGCCAGCGUGACGGGGACGUGCGCGGCAUGGACCUGACGGGGCAGAUCACGCUCGCACUGCUGCGCUCGCCGUUUAACACUGACGGAAAAAUAAUUUCGCAGUUUGUAGAGAACUCCCUCGUUGACAUGUGCGUGGACAUCGUGCAGUAUGCCAUUGGGCGGCGGGAGCGUAGCACGGGAUUUGUGAGCCUCGAGGAGCGUCGCGCGACGUUCCGCAACCCGCUGCAGCUCCCAGAGAGCAUUUUGUCCCGCAUUCACGUGCUGUAUUCCUGCGACUACCUCAAAGACCUGCUGCCACUCAGCCUUGACGAAGCCGACGCCGUGCCGUCCUCAUUGCUCUGCACGUAUCUCAUGUCCACCAAAUUCCGCCUGGUGGAGGAAAUUUGCCGGUCGCCUGUAUUUAUUCUACGGGCGAUCGAGCGUGCCUUUGGAGACGCCGAGAACGCCUUUGACGUCCUGGCCUUCAUUUACGACAUGGCCAAGACAAUUAAAAACUCAAUGAUGGCACUGAAUUCCAAAGCCUCGCUCUUCGAGGCUCUUGUGGGUAAUGGUCUUCUACCGUUCCUACGGUUUGUACUGGAGAGUGCAAUACGUGACUAUGCAGCCAUGCCCCUGUCACAGCCACUACAAGCACCGAUACCAUCGUCACCCGCAUCGUCUGCACCGCCGCAGUUGCCGUGCAUGACGCCCGGAAUGGCGAUGCAAAAGGCGUGUGACAUUGUCUGCAGUUGCAUCAUGUUGUAUCCAGCAGCGCGUGGCGGGCUGGUUGCGGAAGCGUCUAGGAGUCCUGACGGAUGUCUUUUGGAUUUGCUGCUGCAGUGCAUUGUGACUAGCCAGCGCGGUACAGAGCUGCAGGCGGCGGUUGACGCCGUUGUGAGUUGCGGCAUCGGCAUGCUGCAGUACAUGCCGGACCUUAUGGAAAUGAGCGGUGCGACAAAGUGCGAUGUGGUACGCUUCUGGGUGGAGGGGGCGCUGGGGCGACGGCCCUCGCUGCUGCCGCUUGCUUCCUGCAUCGCCAAGACACUCGCUAGUGGUGAGGUGAUUGCACGUAAUUCACAUGAGGAGAUGCGGGUGCUGCAUGCGUUGAAGGUUCUCACCGCCAUCACGGGCGACAUCAACGAGGCGCUCAGCCUUGCCUUCGCAAAAGUAUUGGUUCAGGCGGGUUUGCCAUCGAGCCUCGACGCCGCACUGCGCUCAGAGGCUCGCCCGAAUGCCAACGUGCAGUCUUCCGUUGUGGCCUUUGUUGCUGCCGUGCUAAACAGCGGAAAGCGGCGCAUGGUGGAGAGUCUGCUUGGCGACGGCACGUUACUUGACACGGCGCUCCGGCGCUACGUGGCGUGUGCACGACGGAGCAACAUUCUCAGCGCGUCGCUGGCGCAUUUACUGGACUCCGUCUGCCGCUCGAUUCAUUGCGAGAAGAGCGACAGGGCACGGCGCAUCGCCGGCCCAGCCGGCAGCCCGUUUGUGCACCUGCUGAGCAACGGGGACGAGGACGAGGACGAUGACCUCGCAGAGAACUGCAGCAACGGCGCAGCAGAAGAGGGUGAGCUGCGGCAGCAGCAGAGGGACGGAGGCGAUAAGGGCGUUGGUCUUUGCCAGUCACUUGGGAUGCGCCUGUGGACGACGUACGGGGAGGCGCUGCGGGCCCACUGCCCCGCGCUCGCCCUCAAAUUGGAGCACGCGCUGCGGGAAACGCCGGAGGAGGCCCGCUCUGCCGACGCCGAGACGUCCAGCGUGGCGAGUACGCUGGAGCGCAGCAUGAGGGGCAUCUCCGACCUCGAGUUCGACGCAAUGGUGAUGGAGUUUGGUGUCGAGGUGCCGCCCCCGCGCCCGCUGCUGCCCGCCGCCCCCACCGCGCACGGCAGUGCGGACCCCGCAGCGACCACAGACCCCCCUGUGGACAGGCGCAGCGGCGGCGGCACCCCGCAUCUCAAGAGCAGGCGCGAGGCGGAGGAAAUGGAGGAGGAAAUAACUGAGCCGCUACUGAAGCGCGCUCGAUCGGAGUCGUCGUCACCGUCGUCUUCUUCGAUUGGGCGGUAG
Molecule: messenger RNA, 2604 nt
Organism: Trypanosoma rangeli
Lineage: Eukaryota; Euglenozoa; Kinetoplastea; Trypanosomatida; Trypanosomatidae
Exons: 1
Coding region: 1-2604 (867 amino acids)
Biological process (GO): protein dephosphorylation
Cellular component (GO): nucleoplasm; protein phosphatase 4 complex
Molecular function (GO): protein phosphatase activator activity
Source: RefSeq, a predicted model, not a curated record